Molecule: messenger RNA, 2581 nt
Organism: Pomacea canaliculata
Lineage: Eukaryota; Metazoa; Mollusca; Gastropoda; Architaenioglossa; Ampullariidae
Exons: 4
Coding region: 654-1097 (147 amino acids)
Source: RefSeq, a predicted model, not a curated record
GAGAGAGAGAGCCGUCAGCCCCCUCCAGCAAGCGAACAGUUGCUAAUUUGUCUUACAGUCAAGAGCGGGCAGGUCGGCACGGCAUUAGGUCUGAGCUUGUCGAAUCAGACCAGAGACGCUUGCCAAGACCUUUUGGCUUUUGUCGUCAGUAGAGCCCUCCCAGACUCCCUUCACAACCGCCUACAACAGGCAGAAGGGUUGGAACCCAAGUGACAAUACCACCACCGACUGCCGGAGACACUACUUGGGGUGAUGGCUGUUCACCGGCAGUCCGUUGUUUUCUUUGUCUGAAGUGUCUGCUGGUCAGUUCCCCUUUGCAUACCUGUGGAAAGUCGUCAGUUAAAUUUGAGAGAAAGAAAAAAAAAAGACUAAAAGUAACCUCUGAUCGAAGAAGGAAGAUUCUUUUCUUCACGUCCAUGAAGAAUUCGGAGGGUGAGUGUCCAGUGCCAGCUAAUCACGUGACACUUUCUUUAUGGAACUCGGCAAGUGAGGCGCAUCGUUGAGCUCGUUUACAUCGUCAGCGCGUUCUGUCGUCGUGGUCGUCGUCAACUGCGCUGCUUCCCGCGGCAAGGAGGCAGGCAAAGCAAGUGAACGCGGCAGUUUGCUAGGUUAUUCACACCACCUCCAGCAUUGUUUCACUGUCUUCUGCUGCAAUGUCCAGCGGGAUGGUCGCUAGCUACAUGCUAGCACCUCGAAAGAGCAAUUACCAUGAUAAUUGCAUUCCGAGACAAAAUACUGCAGCCCAGUUGGCAGCGGAGACUUCAAAGCCUCACAAUGAAGGAGAAUACAGGGCCUGUGAUCUUGUUACACAAGAUAAGAUCUGGAAACAGAGUGUAGCAUCUGAGCGGCGCUGUCUGGAAAACUGGAGUGAGAACUGGGCAUUUUUGACUGAGUAUGACUCUAAGGGAAACGUGGUAGAGAAGGAAGAGCUACCAGAAAAAAUCUCCAUCUUUUCUGAAAAUGUACCAAAUACAAAUUCGGGCAAUUAUGGCUGCCGUCAUAACACCGAACCUGCCAAGAUGAUGCAGAACAUGGAGUUCAAGUUUUACAGCGAUAGGCGUAGGCGCAAGAUGGGCUCUGAUAUGGUCUGUUAUUGACCUUUCCUCUCGCUAGGUAUUUCAACAUUCCUAGCACAAAUGUGCAAUGGAAGCCUCUUUCUCUAACUAUGAUAUGCUGUCUUUUAUCUCAAACCAAAUGUGAUGUCUGGGGUUGUUAAAUGCACAAUAUAUGUACAAUAUUGACUCAUUGUUAGCUGUUGUUAACCAUUUUAAAUUAUAGCUGGGGAUAUUUCAGCUGCAAAAGGGUUAUUUUCUUAAGCAGUUUGAGCAGUAGGAAAGCACAGCACAAGAUAAUAACUAAUGCAGAUAAAAGAUAAAAAUAAGACUGAACAAAUUUGUUUGAAAGUUGUAUUUUAGUACAACAUCUAUGGGAGGAUAAAAAGUCAGAGGCAUAUUUCAGCGGAAAAGAGAGAUUUUCUUAUUCUUUGUAAAGUACAAAAAUUUACUAAAAGCUAGGUUUCUGUUUUAUAUUUGGUCCUUAUUUUGUUUGGAGAUAGUCACCCUUGCAGGUUUUUCAGUCCAGAUUUCAGGUAGCUGGUAUGUUGCUGAUGAUAGGGGGAUGUUGCAAUCCAUUACUGUUUAUUUACUCAAAUAAUGUGUCUGGAAAGAGCAAAAUUUUAGCAUCAUUCUGAUGGAAAGUUUUAAUCCUUUGGACUUACUUAUCUUCCAUAUAAAAUCACAUUAAUAUACGAUUAACCAUAUUCUCCUUCGAUUGUUCUCUUUAAGGUAAAUUUAAUGGCAAACUGAUUUUAAGUUAAAGAAAGGCCUGUCGAAAAUGUGACUCAAGUAUGCAAUCAAUGAAAAAGACAGCUUUUAUUAUUAGUUUUAGUUAGUUUAUGCCUUGUUACUCCUCGAGGAGCAUAGGGCCAAACUUUUAUUAUUAUUAUUAUUACGAAUUUUUUUCACCUGUUUAUGAAAAUUGUCAUCUGUGAUGCAAAUGGAAUCAAACAUUUCUGUUUGCUUGCACUACAUUGACAAACUGUGGGUGUAUAGGGUAAUUUCUUAAUGAUUUGUGGUUUCUUGUGUUGAGGUACCAGAAUAAUGUUGUAGUUGUAUUUAAUCGUUGAUCACUUGCUUGGUUUGAUACAAACUAGAGCAAAGGAAUUACAGUUCAGCCUAUUUGUGUCUAAACAGAUACACAGCACAUAUAUACUGUAUUAAAAAUCAUUUAUUUAUUAAAAUAUUCACCACAAGAAAUGCACAACCAAUAAAUAAAAAGUCCUACAAAUCUCCUGUACAUGGGGUAGUUCGAUUUAUUAAUGUUAUUUGCUAUUUUGUCGCAGUUGAACAUGACAUGUUUUUGUCAGGAUUUCUACAGUGUUUGCCUUGCUGCACAAGUUACAUAAUUGUCACAAUAUUUACACUGAUAUUUGAUGAGUACGAAGGUAUUUACAAUGAAUGUACUUAAUUUUUGCCUUUUGUAACAUAGACAAGUUAUUGAAAUGUUAAACUUUACACAGAAAAUUGAAGACAUUUUGUUUUGGUGUUUUCUUAUUUUGGUGGUAAACUCUUUGAUCAAGAAA